Messenger RNA from Rhodamnia argentea, 1794 nucleotides. RefSeq names its product disease resistance protein L6-like. Lineage: Eukaryota; Viridiplantae; Streptophyta; Magnoliopsida; Myrtales; Myrtaceae. The coding region runs from base 1 to 1794 and encodes 597 amino acids. The transcript has 4 exons. Gene Ontology annotation, biological process: defense response. The record is from RefSeq and is a predicted model, not a curated record. Gene Ontology annotation, molecular function: ADP binding.
AUGCACUUUUUCUUCCUUUCUGCCCGGAAUUUUGUGGCUAACUCAUCAUUGACGGUGACUUUUUUUUUUUUUUGGUCGGACAACGACGGUGACUUCAUUGCCCUCUUUCUGCUGGCAUACAGCCAUGGAAAACUCACACGGCUAGUAGCUCGUCAAGUUUUACUUAAGCUUAAGGUGUCUCCCGUACAUCUAUCCGAUCCUUUGGUCGGGAUCCAUCAGUCAGUGAAUGAAGUGAUAGAUCUGCUGAGUGUAGAAGCUAAAGACAUAAGGCUCAUUGGAUUAUGUGGAAUAGGUGGUAUAGGCAAGACAACUCUUGCCAAGGUUGUUUACCAUAAACUGUCAGCUGAUUUUGAAAGCUGUAGCUUUAUCCCAGAUAUUCGACAAGCAUCAGAAAGUUCCAGCUCUGGUCUUCUAAAUUUGCAAAGGCAAUUAAUACGUGAUAUCCUUGGGGACAAAAGAAUUGAGAUUUCCAGCAUCGAUCAAGGAAAAAAUAUGAUUAAAGCACGAUUUUGUAGAAAAAGAGUCCUUGUUUUCCUUGAUGAUGUAAAUGAUAGGAGACAACUUACAGCACUAGCAGAAAAGAGAGAAUGGUUUGGUUCAGGAAGUAGAAUUGUGGUUACAACGAGAGACAAAAGUGUACUGUCUGUGUUUGAGGAUAGUUUGGCUUAUGAAGUUGGGGAGCUAAAUAAUCUAGACUCUUUACAACUUUUUAGCAAGUAUGCAUUUAGAAGGAACUCUCCUCCGAUUCAAUUUCUUUGUCUAUCCGAGAAGGUUACAGCAAAAGCUGGGGGACUUCCUUUGACAAUUGAAUUGAUCGGUUCAUUUUUAUGCGGAAAAGAGAAAGCAGUGUGGGAAGAUACAAUAAAAAAGAUGGAAAAACAUCUUCAUAAGGAUGUGGAGACAAAGUUAAUGUUAAGUUAUGAGGCUUUAGAUGGCACGCAAAAGCAAAUAUUUCUUGAUAUUGCUUGUUUUCUGGCUGGAGAAAAUAAGAGAGAUGCAACCUAUAUGUGGGAUGACUGUGAAUUGUUUCCAGAUGAGGGGAUUGAAGUCCUACUUUUAAUGUCCUUAGUAAAAAUAGGAGCAAAGAAUGAGUUAUGGAUGCACGACCAGCUUAAGGACUUGGGUAGGAGCAUUGUACGUGGCGAAAAUCGCAACGAUCCAGGAAAGCGUUCACGAGUGUGGAAUCAUAAGGAAGCAUUGGAUGUGAUUGCCAAAAAGAAGGGAACUGAGUCUACUGAAGCAAUUUGUGUGGACUUAAGUGGAGCUCUUUUGACACCAGAAGAAUUUAAGAAAGUGCCAAAUGUAAGAUUUCUUGGAAUGACAAGCGGAAAUCUCUCCGGGGACUUUGAGGAUCUCUUUCCAGAAGUAAGAUGGCUUUCUUGGAAGAAUUGUCCUUCCAAUUUGCAAGCAACCAACUUUUGCCCCAAGAAUCUUCUCAUCCUUGACCUCUCGGGGACUGAAAUAACGGAGAGUUGGAACGGUUGGACUCAACUAGAGGUGGCUACGAGAUUGAAGGUCCUUAAUCUGUCAAAUUGCCGUAGGUUAAGGAUAACUCCUGAUCUCUCUGCGUAUUUGUCUUUAGAAAUAUUAAUUCUAGAGGACUGCAGGAGUUUGGUAUUGAUUCAUCGAUCCAUUGGUCAUUUAAGACGUUUAAAGCACUUGAAUCUGAAAAGAUGUUACCGUCUCCAAGUGCUGCCUGUUGAAUUAGGCUCACUGGAAACUUUGACUGAGCUGCUCAUAGAUCAGAAUAUUUCGGGGGUUCGAUAUGAUACCAUUAUUAACAAAACUUCCUGA